Gymnodraco acuticeps is the source of this 4863-nucleotide messenger RNA. RefSeq names its product sal-like protein 2. The coding region runs from base 337 to 3912 and encodes 1191 amino acids. Lineage: Eukaryota; Metazoa; Chordata; Actinopteri; Perciformes; Bathydraconidae. Gene Ontology annotation, molecular function: RNA polymerase II cis-regulatory region sequence-specific DNA binding; DNA-binding transcription factor activity, RNA polymerase II-specific. The record is from RefSeq and is a predicted model, not a curated record. Gene Ontology annotation, biological process: regulation of transcription by RNA polymerase II. The transcript is spliced from 3 exons. Gene Ontology annotation, cellular component: nucleus.
GGACAAGUUUUUUGGGGGAGAAGAGACUUUAGGAAACAGCCACACACACGCACUCACGGCAGCUUCAUAUGGCACGGUGCAGACCUGCGGAUUUCCAAAUAUCUAUUGCUACCUUUUUUUAGAUUUUUCCAAAAAGCAUACGUUCUUUUAUCACUUUUAAGUAAGCUUACAUAUUCCUUUAACAUUUCCUUUUUUAUUCCGGGGCUUUCGGGAUGUGCGCAACUCUUGAACUUUAAAUGCUUGGAUGGUUUCAGGAGCGCUUCCGAGUGCGCAAAAACGUGCCUACUACCAUUCAACAAACUGAUGCCCCCCUCUCCCUCUGAGUCGCAGUGAAUCAUGUCACGCCGGAAGCAGAAGCGACCCCAGCAUCUAGUUAACUCGGAUCCGGGGGGCCCAAGGCUGCUAUCUCACGAUGAUCACCUGGGCAUGAAGUCACCAUCAACAUCUCUUGGCUCAGAAGGUACCUCAUCAGGGUCCUCCUCCUCAUCCCCCACCUCUCACCAGGACUGCCAGCCGCCUUUGGCCCCUCGCCCAUCCCCUGGUGGGCUCCACGCGCCCUCCUUGCCCAGCGAGAGCUCGCCUCCUCCCCACUGGCCCAGCCACAUCGCCCCCUUCACCACCUCCCUCCCCAACACCCACUCUUCCCUCUCCCCAGACUUCCCGCACCCCUCGCUAUCAUCCCAGACUCACUCGCCUCCUCCCCUGGGUCAAACCUCAGGUUCCCACAGCCUUCUUCACCAAGGACACUCCACUAUGGCCUCCCCAACAAUGGGCAGCUCGGCCACCACCACUACCUCGUCCUCCUCUUCCUCAUCCUCUUCUUCUCAGUAUGUGCUGCCUCGCCGCGACAGCUCCAGUCCAGGUCAUCAUCAUCAGGCAUCCACCUCUCCCGGGCAGCAGGGACAGAUCCAGGUGUCACCCACCUUGGCGAUACUCCUGGAAGAGCUGAGGGUUUUACAGCAGCGGCAAAUCCACCAGAUGCAGAUAACAGAGGAGAUCUGUAGACACGUCCUGAGGCUGGGAGGUGCUGUCUUUGGUCAUGAUAAUAACCAACAGGUUGGUGGUGCAGACAGCAACCAUAAGUCCCUAGGACCUGCAUCUUUAUCCCCAACACACCCCUCCACUGCCACGCCAGUAACCACAACCUCAUCGCUUUUGACUGGCCUUCCAUCUUCCCUCUUCCCACAGCCACCCGUCUCCAAAUCAGGUGCUACACAUGUCAAUGGCAGCAGAGCUCUAUCCUCCUCUACCUCGUCCUCCAUGAGCCCCUCUGUUGCCUCACUACACCCUAUGUCCUUGUCACUGGGCCUACCACCGCGCUACCUCCAUGAGAAGUCAUCCAACACCUCCUCGUUUGGCCAUAGCAAUGGUCUCAGUUUCCCCACCCCUCCCCUUCCUACCGCCAGUCAUUCCCAGGAUCUCCAGCCCAGCUCCUCCCUUGGCUCUUCCUCCUUAGCAGGACGCCCUCACCAUGCGUGCCGUUUUUGUGGGAAGGUGUUGAGCAGCGACUCCUCACUCCAGAUCCAUCUGAGGUCUCACACAGGCGAAAGGCCCUACCAGUGCCCGGUGUGCUUGAGCCGUUUCACAACCAGAGGGAACCUGAAAGCCCAUUUCUUGCGCCACAGAGAGCAGAACCCAGAGCUGUCACUUUCUCUGCUGCCCCCGGCACUGUGCGAGCCAACGCCUCCCGCUCCCAGCCCAAUCCAGAGAAGGAGAAAACGGCGUGCCGAUGACGACGAGCAUUUCAACGCUGUGAAAGGAAGCAUUCCCGGGAUGACGGAGAACAUGGCACUAGGGUUCCUGUCUGGUGCGUCCUCUCGGCCACCGCCUUCCUCUUUACCGCUGCCCCCGUCAGUGGACAUGGCGUUGCUGUCUACAGCCCAUUCACUGCUUCAGCUGAACAGAGCCUCGGCUGCAGCGGCUGCCAGCGUGUCCGGCACUGGUCUGCCUCCUUCCUCUACAUCCUCGUCUUCCUCCUCCGCCAUGGGCAGCCAGUUCAAAGGAGUAAAGCAGCAGCGAUUUGAUGAAAACACACCUCCUCACUCUGCCCUCCAUACUGCUUCCCCAUACUCCCAACUGGCCCACCUUCCUAAGAUUCUCUUCCCUGACGGCACCUCCUCUCACCACCUUGCACUUCUACGACCCCCAGGCCACUCAUCUGCCGCCCACCUCACUUCUCCCCAUCAGCUACCCUUCCCCUUUCCACCUUUCCCCAAACCAUCAACCUCCUCUUCAUCUUCUACCACCACCUCUACCCUGACCUCAGACACCUCCAAGUUGCAACGGUUGGUGCAGAAGCUUGAAAAGCAGCCACAGCGAGGUGCCUCUUCUUCCUCACUAUCAGCUGCUGAUGCUCAUGGGGACACAUACGGCCAUGACCUGUCCACCACCUCCAGUGCCUAUCGCAGGGAAAUGUUGGCUGCUCUCGGCCUGAGCCCAAGUGCUACUGGACUUAUGACCAGCCAGGGAGUCUUAGGUUCUGGCAAUACAACUACGAUGACUACUCACUCUCUGCCCACCGCUCAGGCUGCUAAUCAGUGUGCUGUUUGCCUGCGUGUCCUCAGCUGCCCCAGGGCUCUGCGCUUGCAUCAGGCCACACAUCUGGGAGAGCGCCCCUUCCCUUGUAAGCAGUGCGGUCGUUCCUUCUCCACAAAGGGCAGCCUUAGAGCCCACCUUGCCACGCAUCGCGCAAGACCGGCCAACUCCCGUGCCUUGAACUCCUGCCCAUUGUGCCCACGCAAGUUCACCAAUGCCUUGGUACUUCAGCACCAUAUCCGCUUGCACCUGGGUGGACAAAUACCACCUGAUGAAGAUAUGCCUCUCGAAGACGGAGAAACAGCUGCUGUUUUUGAUGAGCGGGAGAAUGACUCCCCAUCUAAAGCCCCACAACUCCUUCCUCUGGCCCUGACAACAAGCUUCAAGUCUCCAAUUGAUGCUCUCACCUCAGGGUCGACUUUUAAGAAAUCCACAGCUGCUGACGCCACAUCUGUGAAGACGGAAGAAUUGGAGAGCUCUGCAUCAAGUGUUAGCCCACCCGUGACCCGUAAUCCCCCCUCAGUGGGAGCAGAGGACCCCCUGCGUCUGGGAGACAACGCCCCAGCUGAUGGUAACCCAAUCAACGGCUCCAUGCACUCUGAAGAGGAGACCCAGGCUGACCUGGUCAGCACCAGCCCUUUCAAAGCACCCUUAGCUAGCUCUCAUUCAGCUGUAAUGAAUGGAGACGCAGAGGCAGAUGACACCCCUUUAUCUCUGUGCGUUUCAAAGCCUGGAGCAAACAAUAAUACGCUGCAAUCCGUGGUUAAUAACGAUGAAGCUUGCUCCACAGACAAACCCACUACAAGUCCUGAUUCCAACCCCAAAACCCCAGCUGCAAAUCCCUCACCUGCACUCACCCCACCUGCCAGCCCCAAAGCUAUCCCUAAGGCUGAAGAGGCCUGUGGCAAUGACCCACAGGAGGCUCAAGAGAGUGAUGCUUCCCAAAGCAAAGGCAAGAGUGAGACCACGACAACAAAAGAGCCUUUGCCGGCGCUGGACUCAGAGUCGGAGAAGGAUGCUCCAAUGGAGGAGAGUAAAGACAGGCACGAAAAGCCUUCAGAGGACCAAGAGCCCUCCGUCCCAGCCCAGCUUCCUCGCUCUGACAAACCCUACAGCUGCUCCCAGUGCGGGAAGGCCUACGCCAGUCGCAGUGGGCUUAAGGGUCAUAUGAAAACUCAUCCUGGAGCAUCAACCCCCGUCAAGGCUCAAACCAAUGACACUGACAUUGCGGAGGAUUGCAGCUCAAAUUCAGCCAAUAAGAGCCCGGAAGAGCAAGAAGAAAAUCAGGGAUUGGCUAAAUCACCUGAGAAGGAGGACAGCACAGAUACUAAAGCGAUCGGUGUUGUUCCGGUCGAGCCUAUGGACACUACUGUGUAGAGUUAGAAUCACUGAGCGGCUGCAGUCAGUCUUUAAAAGGGUCCUGACAAAGGAAUGUAUUUUUUUUUUUUUAAUAGGACGACCUUUGUUUUUGUAGACAUUAAUUCUAAUUCAUGUUUACCUUUUGUAAUAGGCAGAUAGAUGAAGUUGUAGUUUUGCAAGACAUUUGUGAAUGUAGUAUUUUAGCUAUGUUAUUUUUGUAUUUCAAAGACCACAGUGAGGCCUUAUCUUACACACUUCACAGAAUUGUCACAAUGAGAAUUAUUUGUUUGCGCUUUCGUUUGCUGACACCUUUUUCGGCACAUACUGUAUAAGCUGAUUUGAAGAAGAGGGACGAUCCAGCAUUUUACAAGAUGAACUCCAUACCAAAAUAGGCCAGUUUAGUAAUGGCCAAUGUCUGUAAAUAUGAGCGGUGGUUACAUUUUAUGCCUUUUUAUCUGACUUGUUUCUUAAUGCCAUGCUGCUAAAAGCAUGUUUCUGAUGUGCUGAGUUGCACUGAGAGUUGCACUGUGUCCUGUGCUUCCGAGACAUCUUCUUAAACACAUUAGCAAUGAUGAUAACCAUGAUGAUAAUAAUAAUAAUGGUGUGUUAGAUGAUUUUGUGGGAAGUCCUUGUACUUAUUGCUGUAAAAGUUGCUUGCAACUUAUUCAAACUGAUGAUUGUAAAUGUUUUGUUGUUGUCGGUACCUCCCGGGUCAAACCGACAAAUAGGAUGAGCCCUGUCUGUUAUAACUCCCCUCCCUUUAUCUUUCUCCCCUCCAUCCCCCCUGCUCCCCUCUCUCUCAAAGCACUUGAGAGUUUUCUGCGCCUGCAGAUAUUGUACUGCAUUCCUGCUUCACCCAGUUUAGUAUUCCUUGUAAACCCCUUUUUUGUAGCAUUGACAAACUAUGUUCCCAUGACUCCCAUGUGAUGUAUAAAAGAUAAAUAAAACAAUGGCGAUGUGAAGAGGAGA